This is a messenger RNA of Emericellopsis atlantica, 729 nucleotides long. Its product is annotated as autophagy-related protein 16. The transcript is spliced from 3 exons. The record is from RefSeq and is a predicted model, not a curated record. NCBI's taxonomy places the organism in Eukaryota, Fungi, Ascomycota, Sordariomycetes, Hypocreales, Bionectriaceae. The coding region runs from base 129 to 710 and encodes 193 amino acids.
AAGAUCCUCGGUUGAACCAGGCGCGUUGUCGGCCUGGCGAUCAAGGGUGCCGCCCGACAGAAUGAGUCGCACACAGGCGCUAGGAUCACCCUCGUUUCUUGAUACUAGCAACCCCUCAGAAUUUCAAAAUGCCUGGCUGGAGGGACGAGUACCUUACAUCCAUCAAGGAUGUCGAGCUAAAGACUCCGGUCAAUAUGGAGUUGGUUCAAGCUUGCUCCCAGAUGGCGGAUCGCAUCUCAGCGUUGGAAGCCGAGAAAGCAGCGCUGGAAUCGCAAAUCCCCAGCAAAAAGGCGAAUAAGGGCAAGUCAGCAGCGCCAGAUAAUACCGAGACGGCGCAGGUUCGAUAUGAACUUGCAGAGGCCUUGCGCGCCAAAGGCGUGAGCGAUGCCCGUUUGCGAACGGCAGAGGAAGAACUCGGGAAACUGCGCAUCAAGACCAAGAGCGACGCAACAGCUUUGAAGAAACUGGAGGCUGAGAGGAACUCGCUGCGCACGCGUCUGAACGAUCUCCAGCACGAGGCGAAUGCCAAACGGCAACAUCACGAGGGUUUCCAGGACGAAAUUGUCGCUUUGAACCUCCAGCUUGCCAUGGCCGACAAGGAAGUGGCCAAAGUGAAAAAAGAAAACAAGGAGCUCAUCGACAGGUGGAUGAAGAGGAUGGGCCAGGAAGCCGACGCCAUGAACCUCGCUAACGAGGGCACCUCACGAUGAGCCACGGCUGUGUAACAAC